Messenger RNA from Xyrauchen texanus (razorback sucker), 4973 nucleotides. Its product is annotated as integrin alpha-V-like. Gene Ontology annotation, cellular component: integrin complex; external side of plasma membrane. Gene Ontology annotation, molecular function: integrin binding. Bases 306 to 3446 code for a protein of 1046 amino acids. The record is from RefSeq and is a predicted model, not a curated record. Gene Ontology annotation, biological process: cell-matrix adhesion; cell-cell adhesion; integrin-mediated signaling pathway. NCBI's taxonomy places the organism in Eukaryota, Metazoa, Chordata, Actinopteri, Cypriniformes, Catostomidae. The transcript is spliced from 30 exons.
GUGGGACAUCCCGCUGUUGCUUCAUCCGAGUUGGACUGCAUCAGUUCUAUGUCCUACUUUAUAGGGUUGCUUUUAUUUUACAGGAUAAUUAGAAACGGAUGGGCUGUAUUGCAAUAAUGUAGGAGACAUUCCUUGGAAUUGUUAUCGUGCUAGUGUUUGCGGUGAUUUAAACUUAUUUUGUGUAUAUUAUGGAGUGUGGCAUCUGUGCGAAUCUUUUGUGCUGCUGCUGAACUAGACAUCCACCCACAAACACAGGCGCGAGCUCCGUCUACUCUGAAACUCGACAGACCUCAGAGAUACAAAACAUGGGCGAACAUCUCUUUUCCUGCUGGGCGCUAGUGGCUAUUAUCUACUUCAAGCAUGGAGUUUCAUUUAAUCUGGACAUUAGCAAACCCUCCGUUUUCUCUGGACCUCCAGGAAGUUAUUUUGGAUUUUCUGUGGCUUUCUUCAACCCUGACAACAAACAAUUAAACAUACUGGUGGGUGCCCCCAGAGCCAACACUUCAGAUCAGACUCCCUCAGCAGUCACAGAGAGGGGUGCUGUCUUCAGCUGUCCUUGGCAAAAAAGCGGCACAUGCACACAGAUUGAGUUUGACAGCUCUGAUGACAGGAAAAAUUCCAAAGGACAACCAAUGGAGUUUAAGUCCAAUCAAUGGUUUGGGGCUACAGUGCGUUCCUCUGGGGACCAUAUACUGGCAUGUGCUCCCCUCUACCAGUGGAGUACAUAUGGAUUAGAAGAGAGAGAGCCUGUCGGAACAUGUUACUUGAAGAAAGGCAAUAGCAUUGUGGAAUAUUCACCCUGCCGCUCUACCUCAAACUCACCUGAGGGACAAGGCUUUUGUCAAGCAGGUUUCAGUGCUGACUUUGUGAAGAAGAAUCGGGUUGUUAUUGGAGGACCCGGAAGCUUUUAUUGGCAAGGUCAGCUGAUCUCAGAUGACAUCACUGAGGUCAUCAGCAGAUACAAUAAGGAGUUUUUUUCUCCUUACAGUAACCAGUUAUCAACCAAAUCAGCUGGGGCUCAGUAUGAUGAUAGUUAUUUGGGUUACUCAGUGGCUGUUGGUGAUUUUAAUGAUGAUGGUGAAGAUGAUUACAUCACAGGAGUUCCUAGAGGGGAAAAGGCUCUCGGUUAUGUCAACAUUUUCAACGGGAAGAACAUGGAGUCUAUGUAUAAUUUCACAGGCACACAGAUGGCGGCUUACUUUGGUCAUUCUGUAGCAGCUGUUGACAUCAAUAAUGAUAAGUUGAUGGAUCUGUUGGUUGGGGCUCCUCUGUUUAUGGACCGUGGCUCAGAUGGGAAACUGAGGGAGGUUGGCCAGGUGUAUGUCUACCUCGGCAAAGGGGGCUUCUCCUUCAACAGUGUCAUCAAACUCACUGGCUCUGAGAUUUAUGCUCGAUAUGGAAGCUCCAUCAGCAGCGUGGGAGACCUCAACAUGGAUGGAUAUAAUGAUGUGGCCAUUGCUGCACCAUAUGGAGGGCAGUUCCAUCGCGGCCUUGUGUAUAUACAUAACGGGCGUCCCACAGGGCCAAAUCCUAUGGCCUCUCAAGUUCUGGAGGGGACGUGGGCAUCUGCUUCAAUGCCUUCCAGUUUUGGUUAUGCCAUGCACGGAGGCACUGAUGUGGAUCAGAAUGGAUACCCCGACCUGAUUGUAGGGGUGUUUGGAGCUGACAAAGCUGUUCUGUACAGGGCUCGUCCGGUCAUCAGUGUGAACACCACACUAGAUAUAAGCCCACAGAUCCUGAACCCUGAGGACAAGAACUGCACACUACCUGGAACAACCACUGCAGUGUCCUGCUUCAUUGUGAAAUACUGUCUGAAGGCAAGUGGCAAGGGAGCCCCAUCCUCUCUUCAUUUUCAGGUGGAUCUGACUCUGGACCGCCUCAAACACAAGGGAGCCAUCAAGCGAGUGUUGUUCCUCCACAAUAAGAUGUCUCAUUAUCCAAAGAACAUGACUGUCUCCAACAGCCAGGGACCAGCCUGCGAGGAGCUUAAGGCCUAUUUAAUAGAUGACUCAGAAUUCAGGGAUAAGAUCACACCCAUUGCAGUCUUUAUGGAGUACAGCUUGGAUUUCAAAACAGCUGCAGAUAAAACCGGCCUGUUGCCCAUCCUUGACCAGUCCACCCCUACAAAUAUGACUAAGCAGGCCCACAUAUUACUGGAUUGUGGUGAUGACAAUAUUUGCAAGCCAGACUUAAAACUGUCUGUUGUGAGUGAUCAGAAACAGAUCUACAUAGGUGAUGAUAACCCCCUGACCCUAGAGGUCACAGCAGAGAACGGAGGAGAGGGUGCAUAUGAGGCUGACCUAACCGUCACCUUACCAUCUCAGGCAGAUUUCAUUGGGGUGGUGCGGAACAGUGAGACAUUGUCUAGACUGUCCUGUGCAUUCAAGAAAGAAAAUCAGACCAGACUGGUGGUGUGUGAUCUAGGGAACCCAAUGAAAGGAGGCACUAAGAUAAUUGCUGGAUUGCGCUUCAGCGUGCAUCAACUCUCUGAACAGGACACAGAAGUCAAGUUUGACUUGCAGAUACAAAGCUCUAAUCAGUUCAAUAACACCAGUAAUUUGGUCUCCAUCGUCACAAAGCUUGCUGUGCUGGCCAAUGUGGAACUACGAGGGGUGUCUGCUCCAGAGCAGGUGUUUUUACCCAUCGCUAACUGGGAGCCAAAAGCGCAUCCUGUUUUGGAGGAUGACAUUGGACCUCUUGUUCAGCACAUCUAUGAGCUACGGAAUAAAGGACCCAGUACAUUCAGUAAGGCCAUUUUGGAUGUGCAGUGGCCCUACAGAUUCAACAACGGCUCUCUGCUCUACAUCACCAAGUUUGAAGUGGAUGGAAACAUGAAUUGCACCUCAAACAGGGAGAUCAACCCUCUUAAUGUCACUCAUCCCAGAAUACUUGACAAAAAUGAGACUUCCGCCAGUGGAGACAGGGCUGAGGAUAGGAACCGACACAAUAUCCACCGCAGAGAUUUGGAGGACAAACAAGGCGAGGAGAACUUUGAGAAACUGGAUUGCAGGACUGCAGAGUGUCAGGAGAUAAAGUGUUGGGUUGGACGUCUGGAGAAAGGCCAGAGUGCCAUUCUAUUUAUUUACUCCAGACUCACCGUGAGCACAUUUCUCAAGGCUGAGAGUCAAAACAAAUCAUACACUGUUCAAUCCUCUGCCUCCUUCAGUGUCGUAGAGAUGCCUUAUAAAAAUUUGAAUUCUGAGUUCCCAACCAGCAAAACAUUAGCCUCUUUGAAGGUGAUCUGGGUAAAUUCAGAGCUCACUCAGCCUGUUCCUGGUUGGGUGGUGGCUUUGGCAGUACUGGCUGGACUUCUGCUCCUGGCUCUGCUCAUCUUCGUAAUGUACAAGCUGGGCUUCUUUAAACGUGUGCGGCCGCCCCAGGACGAUAGCACAGAAAAAGAGCAGCUACAGCCUCAGGAGAACGGAGACAGAAACACUGAAGCCUAAGAUCUUAAUUUUACCAGUAUAUCACAGUGCCAGCACAAUAAUGCACAUCUGCAGGAGUAUGCCAGACUCACAGGCUAAGAGCACUAAUGCACUGAUGCUGAUGAGAAUGCAGUACAUCCAUUAGAACACUUUGACCUUUGCCACUCACUUCCUUAAAACUUUGACAUCCUGACAGCCCUGAUGGGUGAGGUGGCUGUUGUCACUGGAAUGGUACACACAGCUGUGGUGGUUUUGAAUAAUGUGAUGUUGUGUUAAUAAGACUAAAGCCCUGUGCCAACCCCUUUUCCUCUGUAGCUUUUCUUUCACUGCACUGAGACAAGAUUUGCUUUUAACAGUGGGGCUUAGAGAUUAAUACAUUUAAAUCUUUGUUUACAAAUAAUAAUAUAAUACUAAUGGUAAUGAAAUUGAUAUUUUUUAAAUGUCUUAACUUCUCAUGUGAUUACAUUUCAUUUUGAGGUAAAGUAUGUAACAAUAAUGGUACAUUGUUAAAUUGCUGGGUCUUGGUCUUCUGUGGAAGAAUCUUUUAUUUUGUAUUAGUUAGGACUUUCAGUUCUCGUUUUCUUUGCAGUUGUUUCACUUUGUUUCUGCAGUUGGUGUAAGGACUCUGUUUGUCUACUGUAAACUUUGUUUCAAAGCAAAGGCUUUGAUUAGUUAGAUGUGUAUCAUGAAAAAGCAAUCAACAUCUUUGCACAAUAGAGCAAAAUACUGAAACCACAUUUACAGUUUUUUUUGUUCACCUUUUAUUUUUAAGAUUCCCUUUGGUCACAAUCCUAAUCUAAGAGAAAGACAUUUUUUCAUAAUUAAAACCUACCUUGUUCUGAAAGAUCUAUUUUACCCAAACACAUGUCAGUUAGUAAUAAAAUGCUGAUGUUCAGUUUGAUUGUGGACUAAAUGUGAUUUUCCAGAAUUUAAUUCUGCAGUCAUAUUAAUUGACCAAAAGUGAACAAAAGAGUUUGACAAUGUAAAAAAUAUAUUUUGUAAUUUUACAAAUCUGGAAUGAGGUUGGAAUCCUUGGGAACAAUAUUGGCACUAUUGAACAUUUUUCUUUUUUGCAGUUCUUAAAAAUAUAUUUUUUGACUGAUGUUUAUUUGAUUGUCUGGCUUAAAGGGUGCUGUUCAUAAUUAAUGGUCUUCAUUUUAACUGCAGAUAUACUACAAUAUACAACCCACAUACUGAAAACAUAACCUGGAUUGAUGUUGCUGUAUUAUAGUAAUGCUGCUGCCCAUAUACAUUUUCUCAUAUCGGGUUGCCACAAUUAUGUUGUCUAAAUGAAAAUUUGUAUACAUUUAUAAUUCAAAAUCAUUAAUUUUGCACAAAUAAAUGACCCAGAAUAGUGUUUUUUUUUUUUUUUCAAAUAAACAAUAUUUUUGGUUAAAAAAUUAAUAAAAAUAUAACAUAUUCAUUGUAACAUAAACGUGUAAAAGAAAUCCAUCACUGCCUCUUUAUUUUUGCCUAGUCCCAUUUUCCUUAAUUCAACCAUAAGUUGUUAAAGCUUCCAUAAUUCAAAUAAAGAAAUAUACGGAAGUA